Messenger RNA from Acanthosepion pharaonis, 792 nucleotides. Lineage: Eukaryota; Metazoa; Mollusca; Cephalopoda; Sepiida; Sepiidae. The record is from the annotation of a GenBank genome assembly.
AUGAUACUAAUUGAAGACUUCGCAGUAUUUAACUACCUGCUUACGGCGUUAGAAUGUGACACAUGUUACUCUUUUUCUCGUUUUCUUGCUUUUUUUCCCAUUUUAUUUGUUUAUUCUCGUCUAUCUUUGUAUUUAUUACAUUUCUUUCGAUCUUCCUCUCACUAUUUCUCUUUCACUUUCUUUCUUUCUUUCUUUCUUUCUUUCUUUCUUUCUUUCUUUCUUUCUUUCUUUCUUUCUUUCUUGUAUGUUUUAUUCUCCAAUCCCUCGCAUUCUCCUAGUUUUACUUUUGUUUCUUUGUUCGUUUGUUUGUUUGUUUGUUUGUUGGUUUCUUUCUUUUUCUUUCUUUCUUUCUUUCUUUCUUUCUUUCUUUCUUUCUUUCUUUCUUUCUUUCUUUUAAUCUUUAUUCUAAUCCCUUUCCAGACUCUCUCACAGUUCCUUCUUUUCAUUCUUUUAAUUUCGUUUUUUUUCCUUUUUAAUCUCUUUCUCUUUCUCACCCUUUUCUUUCUUUCUUUCUUUCUUUCUUUCUUUCUUUCUUUCUUUCUUUCUUUUGGCGAUUCCACUCAUUCACCCUCAAAAACGUUGAUGGCAGACAAGUGUCAACAUUUACAAAAUGAACUCUUACUCGAUUUCCACCAUAUUUUUCGUCUGGACCCUCAAAAACCCUCGCGCCCCUUCACUCUUUUUUUCGCUACCCCAUCUAUGGCCUUCCCCACCCCCUGGUCUCAAGUAUGUAACACUGGCAUUUAUCAUGUGUUGACACCCUGCGGUUCACAAGGUCCGACAUAUGAAUGA